AAUCCGGUAGGUGGCAGUGAAUGUUCUCAGGUAGGGAGGGCAGGUUAUUUGGUGGUGGGGGGGGGCGUGUGCUCCUCUUGCACAAGCGCUCCCAUGUUGCGUAGUCUGGAAACCUGACGUGGAGAGCAGCCGAGCAGUCAGAGCUACAACAACGCAUGCUAGUGUGUGUGUAUGCGAGUGUGUGUGAGUGUGUGAGUGUGUGUGUGUGUGUGAGUGAGUGAGUGAGUGAGUGCGAAUGACAGAGUUGCGGCAGGGCAGAUCAGAAAGUGCCUGUGGCCGCUCUCUCCCCGGCUCGCGCACUCCUCUCGGGACUAACAGAGUCGCACGAGACUGGCGGCACGCUCCGAACCCGCUCGGCCGGCCGCGGGUGACCCGAGGAUCCCACUUUGACGAACACGCUCGGGCUCCGCUGGCAGGAAAGGGGCAACUAAACUACAUUCAUUGACUUGUGAGCGAUGCACUGGCAGCAUGGCCAAGUGGUUCAAGGAGCACCUAGGAUUCAAAACUACCAAAGCCCCCCCGCCGGCGCCUCCGAAGCCGGACUACAGACACUGCCACACCGGUGUGCCCGGUGCGCCUGGCCACCAACAAGCGAGCUCCGGGGCCACCUUCCCGAGCCCCGCUCAGCCGGACAUCCUCGCCGCCUACAAACUUCAGAAGGAGCUGGACUUCGAGGACCCGUACACGCCAGGUGGAAAUAUUGCGUUUGGCCCGAGCUUGAACACUGUGGGGUCGCCGGAUAUCAAGUACGUGUCACCAAAGCACCGACUUAUCAAGGUGGAGACAAUCGAAAAGAGCAGCUCGGCGCCGGGCGGCGGCGUCACAGUCACCCAGGCUGUGGCUGUGGGGAGCGUGAAAUCUCCCACUUCGCCUCCCUCGGACCACGACAACAAGGAUAAGCUCAUUAUCCUUGAAGACUAUGCGGACCCGUUCGAUGCUGAGCAGGCUGGUGGCACACAGACCACCACGGAAAAAGUUACAACUGAGAAUGAUGGCUACAUGGAGCCAUAUGAGGCCCAGAAGAUGAUGGCAGAAAUACGAUCUGGUGGACGAGGGCCUAAGGAAGGACCUGUGAGGCAGCUGCCAUUGUACGACACGCCAUAUGAGCCAGCUGAAAAUGGUGGCGACUCAGACCCUGAACGCUCGCGCUGCCCAAGGGAAAGCCGACUGCCCCAGGACGACGAGCGACCCCCCGAGGAGUACGACCAGCCCUGGGAGUGGAAAAAGGAGAGGAUUUCCAAAGCGUUUGCAGUAGAGAUUAAAGUGAUCAAGGACCUACCAUGGCCCCCUCCUGUCGGGCAACUCAACACCAGCCCUCCCCUGGUGGAGGAGCUGGAGUCUCCCUCCCAGACAGCUCAGCCCUCGCCAGGACAGACGAGCUGUGACCAGCACCACCAUGUCCAGUUUGAUGGUGUGGAGAAGUCUCGAAUGUCUCCAACAAAGGAGGGGAAAACUCGCCCGCUGCAGCGACACUCCAGCGGCUGUCUGGUCAACACUAAAUUGACGUCAAUGGACCAAUGCAGCUCCUCUCUCGGGGAGCGUAUUGACCCCACACUGCCCCUGGAAAGCCAGUUCUGGUACCAUGGAGCAAUCAGCCGAACAGAUGCCGAGUCUCUGCUCAGGCUGUGUAAGGAGGCCAGCUACCUUGUGAGAAACAGCGAGACCAGCAAGAACGACUACUCCCUCUCCCUUAAGAGCAGCCAGGGCUUCAUGCACAUGAAGCUGUCGCGGACGAAGGACAACAAGUACAUUCUGGGCCAGAACAGCUGCCCUUUUGACAGCGUGCCUGAGAUUAUCCAUUUCUACUCCAGCCGCAAGCUGCCCAUCAAGGGUGCCGAACACAUGUCCCUGCUCUACCCUGUAGCCAUCAGGACACUAUAGUGCUAUGGGUCACCUGCAGGCAUCGGCCCCUGCAGUACUCACCAGACCACCUUGUGGCUCCACUCUUCCUGUCCCUCUGAAUAGAGUCCCGUAGGCUCCUGGGAAGACGAACAGCGGCAUCCCAAACUGCUGAUCCUGACUCACCUCAAUGGCCGAAAGAAUCCAGACCUUUUGAAGGCCUACUGCAUACUAUCUCAUACUUACAGCCUCAAUGUUUGCAGAAGUCUUUAUUAUUUUAUUUUAUUUUAUUUUAUUUAUGACGGUCAUCCGCUUAUUACAUCACAGACUGACUAUCUGAUGAACAUCAUUUCAUUUAUUCUUGAGCUGACUUCCCCUAGCACUUAAUAGUCAAAGAAAAAGAAAGGUACAGCAUUGUAACAUUUGUCACUGGGAUGUACCUUUUAUCAUAUCAUGUUGUACCUUUUUCCUAAGAGUGCACAUCAUGGCAAUUGUGUAUGAACAAGUUUGUCUGAUUUUCUCAUUUGGUUAGGCUCUACUGAUACUGUAAUUGUUUGUAAGGGGACUUGAAGAUUGUAAGAGCCGUGUAAGGGAAGCGACAUUUAUGAGGCAUGUUAAGGGAUAUUGUCCGCAUGGGCCCCAUACAGUGGUCAGGAUAUUGAAUAAACUGGCCUUGUAUGAAUGGUGUGUCCCCAGCUGCAAUGAGACAACAGGCCUGUGAGCUGUGCAGACUGAUCUCUCUAUCUUGUCAUAGUACAUGCUCUUUGCUAUCCAUCACUGAGUGGGUGUAUCACGCCAAUGACAGUGUAAGUACCAUAGUGGUGAGACAGGCAGGAGAGCAUGAUGGAUGGGUCAUCCCAUCCGACACAGUACAAUUGGCUGAGGCUGGAGACCAGAGCCUGUCCAAAUGGACCAAAUUACCCCUGCUCCUCCUGCUUAGAAUGGCUUUGCAUUGGGAGAAUGAAAUAUGCCUGCAUUGUCUACCUCAGAAAAUCAAUUUCAUUCGCCCAUCUGCAGAUCAAUAGGUACAAUGGGAUUGCAGACAUCGAUCUGCCCUCCCUUCGACAUUCCCAAUUCCCUUAAAAUUGCAUCACUGGUUCUAGGAAUAUGUUUUUUUUAAUACAGUUAAUCCAAGAUUGUUUUAUGAAAACAUUUUCAUAAAAAAAAACAGAUUUUCCAGAUCUGCAAUUGUAUGUAUAGUCAUCAAUAUGAUACUGUGUGAUGUCAGUAACAAAUGUUUGGUUAAUGCCUUAUAAUGCAUGGGUCAAAUCAGUCCGCAAGAUCAGCCAAUUUCUAAUUCUACUUUUAAUGAUUGUUCUGUGACUGUAAUUUAUUCUGGGGUAAUUAUUACUGAUGUGUUACUCUUUAGUGAUGGCCCGUCGGCCCCUCGCCCUCUUUGUCCUGUGCCGAUGUGAUCGUGUUUUUUGGGACUACUCCAGCCUCUUUUACUGUGGUGCUUUGCAUUUUUCUUUGCUUCAAGUUCUGCUAAGUGCACGUUUGCCUCAGUGGCCUGACUCGGAGACACUACUCACAGCGUCUCCUGAAGAACGGGAUUAUCAAGCCUCACAUGAGAGAUGAUAGCAUAUUCUCUUCGGACCAAUCAAAGUGCAGCCUGUUUGAACCGGAUAAACACCUACCUUCAGCAUGACUUUCUUCUGCUAAGCAUUAACAUCUGUCUGUCAUCUACCCUUUACUAUCAGAUGUUUAUACAUGCGUGAAUGUGAGUGAGUACGCAGGUGUCCAACACUUUCAUGUGUACGGUAUUUGUAUGCAAAUGAGAAUGUGUGCACAGACUUUCUGAGCUCCAGUGUGUUUUUAACCCUGCUGGUACAAACUGGUGACAGUUAUUGCUUGAAUUUCUUUGGUUGUCAGCGCCUUUUUCUCUCCUUUGAAAUCGAGAAACUAGAAUCCAGCCCAAUGACACACCAAUUUUCUUUUUCUUCUUGCAUUCACUCAUUAACCACGUUAGAUAUUAGCAACUCAUAGGAAUGACAUGUCCGUCUUAUGGUCUGCAGUUCAUUUUAACAGAGUCCAUAUAUCGGCCAUCAGCACCAGAUUUUGCUGACCAGUCACAGCAAGAAGGCUCUGAUUUGCCAACGGUAUCCACACCACGAACUGAGCCUAAUGAGAGUGUCUAACGCUUGUAUAGCGAAACUGGCUCUGCUGAGAAAAACCUUUGUCAGUCUUAUGUGUUGCAAAAUUCAUUGGGUUGGUGGUUUAAAGAGCAAAUCCAAGUAAAGUUGAAAUUUUGGUGGCUUAGUCCAAACUGAAAAUAACUGACACUAGGAACUAGAAACUGACUUUAGCAAGCAUGACCACUGUAUAUACAAAGUCAAAUGAAUUUUGGCUUUGACUAUAGCUCCACUGUGCGUUAUGCAACUAAAAACUGCAGUCAUUGAAGGGAAGAUGAAGAUGGAGUGUGUGCCUCCACCAAAUGUUGACAUGCGAUGGUACAAAAUAUCCACAGGGAAGAAAUGUAAUGAGCAGUAUGACCUGAUUGGUAAAAGUAGUUUGCAGAAAGUGGGAUGUAUACAGGCGUUUAUUUUGUCGGUGCAGUAAGUGAGCAGACAGUCAUUGCUGUCAUCAGAUAAGUACUGUAUGUCAUAUGAGGGUUUCUGUUCAUGUGAUGAGGCAACCUCAACAGCUUUAGUAGGGAAUAGUAUGUUGUUGCAGUGGACCUAUGUAUUUCCUUGAAAGAAGAUAUCCUAAGAAGAAAGGCAAAUCUAAAAUGAACUAUGUGUGUGAUGUAUCCUUUAUGUUCAAAUUUUUCCCUGUUUAAGGGAUCAAACAGUAGAGGCUCUUUAUUUAGUUACUGCUGCUCAUGAGUAUUUCUCUACUAUAGGAAAGAGCCUGUGUAUGAUGGCCACGCUGCCUAGAGAGAGGCCUUAGCUUUGAAAGAGAGAGAGAAAACGGGAGAGAUGGAGGGGAAGAAUAAGGGAGAGCAAGAGCGGAGGGUGAUGGGAAAGGGGGGAGGGAUUUGCUGCAAUCAGCAGACACACUCUUCACAUUCGGAUAUAUUUCUGUUAUGAGAACCUGAAAGAGCCCCACUCCUCCCUCAGAAGUGUCUUAAAGUGUGUGUGCAUGCACACAAUUGUGCAUGCAUGAAACAGUGUUUGUGUGGGUGUGUGUGAGUGUGCUUGUGUAUUGGUGUGAGCAGCCAUCAGCCAUUGACUUGCCCCGUGUGAUUCUUGUGUAUCACUUUACCGUGGUAAAGUGGCACGUAUGAGUUUCUUUCGUGUACAUUUUCGUGCCACGUAUGUAUGCACUACUAUAACAUAUCUCUGUACAGUCCCUCAUGGCCAAAUGUAUAUACUGAAUGUAUUGUAUGGGGACAUAGAGGCAUCAAGGUUCAAAAUAAAUGAAACUGGGUUUAUGAGUUAAA
Molecule: messenger RNA, 5221 nt
Organism: Xiphias gladius (swordfish)
Lineage: Eukaryota; Metazoa; Chordata; Actinopteri; Istiophoriformes; Xiphiidae
Gene: shf
Exons: 7
Coding region: 469-1881 (470 amino acids)
Molecular function (GO): phosphotyrosine residue binding
Source: RefSeq, a predicted model, not a curated record